Molecule: messenger RNA, 1021 nt
Organism: Guillardia theta CCMP2712
Lineage: Eukaryota; Cryptophyceae; Pyrenomonadales; Geminigeraceae
Exons: 4
Coding region: 44-1021 (325 amino acids)
Cellular component (GO): cytosol
Molecular function (GO): protein binding; enzyme regulator activity
Source: RefSeq, a predicted model, not a curated record
AGUCAUUCCAUCACUCUCCGCGAAGCUCCACGCUAGUGCCAUCAUGCUGCCAUCUUACACCUGGAAGAAGCUCGAAGCCAUCGACCCUCCUGUACAGCGAAGCUCCCAUGGAAUCAGCUGCAUCAACAACGUCGCUUACGUCUUUGGAGGAGAGCACGUGGCUCGCACUCCUAUCGACUCGACCGUCUUCAAGCUGGACCUCUCCGCUUCUCCCCUCAAGUGGCAGGCGAUGGCUGCAGAGGGAGACGUUCCUCCUCCCCGGGUCGCGCACGCGCAAGCGGCGGUAGGCAGCAAGAUCUACAUCUUCGGGGGAAGGCAGGGGAUUGGAAUGAGCGAGGCUCCUCUCGCUGACAUGUACGAGUUCGAUGUCGCCGUCAACCGCUGGAGCCUCGUGGAGGCGAAGGGCGGGAGCCCUCCCGCUUGCCGCAGCUUCCACAGGAUGGUUGCCGUCGGAAAGGAUCUCUACGUCUUCGGAGGAUGCGGGACGUCGGGAAGGUUGAGCGACCUGCACAGGUUCGACACGGAGCAGAAGACCUGGGAGCAGAUGCCGUCAUCCGACAAGAUCCUCGGAAGAGGAGGAGCCUCGUUGCUGCAUGCAGGACGGGAGCUCUUUGUUGUCGCCGGAUUCUCAGGGAAGGAGAUGAACGACGCACACGCCUUCGACUUGUCAAGCAGAGCCUGGACUGAGAUCAGCGUGCCAGAUCUGAGGGGCAGGAGCGUGUGCGGGGACUGCUGCCUCGGGCAGUUUGCGUGCGUCUUCGGGGGUGAGGUGGACCCUUCGGACCGGGGGCAUGAGGGAGCAGGAGCCUUCGCCAACGACCUCGUGCUGAUCCACACGACAUCCAAGACACUUGUCGUCCCCACCCCCGAGGAGGGGAGCGAAGCGCCUCCUCCGAGAGGCUGGACUGCCAUGGCAGCAGCGAGCGAGGGGAAAGCGAUCCUAUUCGGAGGUCUCAGUGGAGAUGACGAGAACCCGACCAGGAUGAAUGAUCUCUACAUGCUCGAGCUCAAGGAAAACUGA